Molecule: messenger RNA, 513 nt
Organism: Fusarium vanettenii 77-13-4
Lineage: Eukaryota; Fungi; Ascomycota; Sordariomycetes; Hypocreales; Nectriaceae
Exons: 2
Coding region: 1-513 (170 amino acids)
Source: RefSeq, a predicted model, not a curated record
AUGUUCGCAGUUUUACUCUGCGAAGCUGCUGGUCUUCAGUCGAUAAUCACGUCCUCCUCCGACGCAAGGAUCGAAAGCAUCAAGAAGCUGGGAUCACGAGUCGAGGGUAUCGACUAUAAGACUACACCCGAUCAAGGAGCAGAAGUUCAACGCCUUACAAACGGUACGAGUGUUGACUUUGUCACCAAUAACUCAGGCCCUGGGUCUAUCCCACAUGACAUCGGAGUCCUGCGUAAGAGAGGCGGCACUGUCUCUCUUGUAGGCUUCCUGGCCGGCUACGCAACAGAGUGGGAGCCAUCAGCCAUCAUGGCACUAAUGGGGAAGGCCGCCAAAUUGAAGGGAAUCAUGGCUGGCUCGAAGAGGGAUUUCCAGGAUCUCUGCCAAUUUCUGAAAGACAAGAAGGUCUCUACCAGCCCAGUUAUUGACCGUGUCUUCUCAUUCCAUGAGUCUGAGGAUGCCUUCAACUACCUUUACUCGGGAAAGCAUAUCGGCAAGGUUCUUAUUAAGAUAUGA